GGCUGGGUGGCAACAGCCCGAGUUUAUCAGCGUUAAACCAAAGCUAACCGCGAGGCGGAAGAAUGAGCGUUUGAUUUUCUUCUUAUUUAACUUUUUGCCCGGGUUCAAGCAAGCCUUUCCUCUGGCGUGUGCGAGCGGGGUCCAGUCCGACGGGGGGGAACACCAAGGGAGACUCCAUGAAAAAUGACAGAGGAGGUGAUUGUUGUAGCCAAGUGGGACUACACGGCCCAGCAGGACCAGGAACUUGACAUCCGUAAAAAUGAGCGUCUCUUCCUCCUGGAUGACUCCAAAACCUGGUGGAGGGUCCGCAACACCUCCAACCAGACGGGCUACGUCCCCUCCAACUACGUGGAACGCAAGAACAGCCUGAAGAAAGGCUCGCUGGUGAAGAACAUCAAGGACACGCUCGGUUUGGGGAAGACCAAGAGGAAGACAAGCGCCCGUGAUGCCUCCCCAACGCCGAGCUCAGACACUGAGUACCCUUCCAAUGGCAACGGUGGAGGAGGAGGCGGCGGCGGCAGUGGCGCAGAGAGAAUCUAUGACCUCAACAUUCCCGCCGUGGUCAAGUUCGCCUACAUGGCGGAGCGGGAGGACGAGCUGACGCUUAUGAAAGGCUCCAGGGUGGUGGUGAUGGAGAAGUGCAGCGACGGCUGGUGGCGAGGCAGCCAGGCAGGCCGGGUGGGCUGGUUCCCCUCCAACUACGUCCAGGAGGAACUGGGUGGAGGGAUAGACAGGGGGGAGGGAGACCCCACACCAGGCGGCUACCAUGGCAUCUCUGAGGGGUCGACGCUGGCAAAUGGGCGUGCCGGUGGCCGCAGCGGUGUCCUUCACCUGGUUCAGACGCUCUACCCAUUCAGCUCGGUGACGGAAGAGGAGCUGAACUUUGAGAAGGGCGAGGUGAUGGAGGUUGUGGAGAAGCCUGAGAACGACCCCGAGUGGUGGAGGUGUAAGAACAGCCAUGGCCUGGUGGGCCUGGUGCCCAAAAACUAUGUGGUGGUCCUGAACGAGGGGCCCGGCCAGCCCACCUCCGUGCAGAGCUCCCCCCAGCACCACCCGGCGGGACCGGCCCGCUCGGGGAGGUUCGCAGGACGAGACUGGUACUACGGCAACAUCACCCGACACCAGGCCGAGAGUAUCCUCAACGAGAGAGGAGAGGAGGGUGACUUCCUCAUACGAGACAGCGAGUCAUCUCCCAGUGAUUUUUCAGUCUCUCUGAAGGCGGCGGGUAAGAAUAAGCACUUUAAAGUGCAGCAGUCUGAGGAAGCGUACUGCAUCGGCCAGCGCAGGUUCACCUCCAUGGACGAACUGGUGGAGCACUACAAGAAAGCGCCCAUCUUCACCAGCGAACACGGAGACAGGCUGUACCUGGUCAAAGCGCUGCUGUGACACACACACACACACACACACACACACACACACACACACACACACACCUACACUGGAACAUGCUUGUAUGAGACACAUACACAUGAACAGACAGACACUUGUACCAAUUCCACUCCCCCCCCCCCCCAUCUGUCUUAAUGCAAGCCUUAGCUCUGGACUUUCUCGCUGUGUGCACGUGGGAACAUACA
Molecule: messenger RNA, 1574 nt
Organism: Lampris incognitus (smalleye Pacific opah)
Lineage: Eukaryota; Metazoa; Chordata; Actinopteri; Lampriformes; Lampridae
Product: cytoplasmic protein NCK2-like
Exons: 4
Coding region: 184-1386 (400 amino acids)
Biological process (GO): positive regulation of endoplasmic reticulum stress-induced intrinsic apoptotic signaling pathway; negative regulation of endoplasmic reticulum stress-induced eIF2 alpha phosphorylation; positive regulation of translation in response to endoplasmic reticulum stress
Molecular function (GO): protein binding
Source: RefSeq, a predicted model, not a curated record